ACUCGCUCAUUGUCUAACUAAAAGAUGUUCACUAAAAUUAGCUCAUGGACUAUUUAACUAGUAAAAUCUUACUAAAAUUAGCUCACUGACUAGCCACCACCACUCAAAAUAUAUAUAAAUUUUUAGAAAUGUACUAAAAUAAAAUUGGACAGUGUAUGUUGCAGAUGUCUUAUUCAUACAGAUUUAAGAGUAACUCUUUUCUUGAAGGUAUAAUUUAAAUACUGGAAUGUCUAGAAGAGUGGCAGUAAAUCAAGCUGCAGUUUGGAUAACAUUAGUAAUUCCCAUCAACUGGCAGAACAAGUUUGAGCAGAUAUCAACUCCUCCCUGUACCUAUACUGAUAUAUUGUGCUAUGAUGAAUAGUAUUGAUGUCAUUGAUGUAACAAAAUAUUGCUUAUUUGGUUUAUUAUCUUUUAUCUGGUCAGUGCUGGCUGAGUUGCGGUUGAUAUUUGGGUACCAGAAUUCAACUAAUUUAGCUGAACCUUGACACAGGUUCUUGCUUUGCAGAUCAUCAUGUCCUGCAAACUGCACACACCCAGGACUGAGGUAGCUGACAAACGUAUAUGGUUGGAACUUUCACAACUAACUGCUGAGUACAAGGCAGUGAACCUGGGCCAGGGGUUCCCGGACUUACCCCCUCCCAGCUUUGCUCAGGAGGCUCUCUUCAACGCUGUCAAUGGAGGCUUUCAUAUGCACCAGUACACACGCGGCCUCGGCCAUCCACCGCUUGUCAAGAUCCUUGCCAAGUUUUUUGGGAGGAUUUUGGGCCAUGAAAUAGAUCCCAUGGAGGACAUCCUGGUUACCAUGGGAGCCUAUCAGGCUGUUUUUUGUGCAGUUCAAGCUCUGGUUUAUGAGGGUGAUGAAGUGAUCAUUGUGGAGCCUUCCUAUCAUUGCUAUGAGCCCAUGACGGUAAUGGCAGGAGGAAAACCAGUCCACAUGCCCCUGAAACUUCAAAAGGUCACAGGUCCAACUAUGUCUAGAACUGAUUGGGUGUUAUGUUCUGAAGAGCUGACCAGUAAAUUUAACUCUCACACAAAAGCUAUUAUCAUUAACAAUCCCAAUAAUCCAUUGGGUAAGGUCUUUCAGAGAGAAGAGUUACAGAUGAUAGCUGACCUGUGUAUAAAGCAUGAUGUUAUUUGUAUCAGUGAUGAGGUAUAUGAGUGGCUUACAUAUGAUGGAGCACAACAUAUUAAAAUAGCGACUCUUCCAGGCAUGUGGGAGCGCACUGUCACCAUUGGGACUGCAGGCAAGAGCUUUGGUAUCACUGGAUGGAAGGUGGGCUGGGCAAUAGGGCCAGGACACAUCUUGGAACACCUGCAAAAAAUCCAUCAGAACUCUGUACACCACUGUCCUACUCCUACUCAGGAGGCUGUUGCUGUGUGUUUUCAGAGGGAAUAUGACACAUUUGGUACAGAAGAAAGCUACUUCAGACAGCUAGUCAUGCAGCUCCAGGCCAAAAGGCUCAGGCUAACCAAGUGUCUGAGGAGCGUUGGGCUGCAACCUUUUGUACCUGAGGGUGGCUACUUCAUCAUCACAGACAUCUCCACUCUGAAGGUUGAUCUGAAUGACCCAAGUACGAAGGAUGAACCUCAUGACUACAGAUUUGUUAAAUGGCUUAUCAAAGAGAAGGGUUUGAGCACUAUCCCUGUAUCUGCAUUUUGCAGCCCAGAACACAAAGCAGACUUCCAGAACUACAUUAGAAUUUGCUUCGUAAAGGAUGACUCAACCCUGAAAGCAGCUGAAGAUAUUCUGAGAAAGUGGAAGGAUGAAAAAAUACAGGAUACUCAUUCUGUCUGAGAUGAGCUUUCCAAAGUGUAUCUAUGUCAAACUGCAAUAUAACGCUUGUUAAGCAGGCAAGUAGGGGAAAUUUAUUUUACUGUAACCAGGUAAAAAGAGAAUUGUUUUAAAUCAAGCUCAUGCUAAUAAAUCAGAAUUGGU
This is a messenger RNA of Pangasianodon hypophthalmus (striped catfish), 1936 nucleotides long. RefSeq names its product kynurenine--oxoglutarate transaminase 1-like. Gene Ontology annotation, biological process: biosynthetic process. The coding region runs from base 512 to 1795 and encodes 427 amino acids. The transcript is spliced from 13 exons. Gene Ontology annotation, cellular component: cytoplasm; mitochondrion. Lineage: Eukaryota; Metazoa; Chordata; Actinopteri; Siluriformes; Pangasiidae. The record is from RefSeq and is a predicted model, not a curated record. Gene Ontology annotation, molecular function: L-kynurenine:2-oxoglutarate transaminase activity; pyridoxal phosphate binding.